This is a messenger RNA of Prunus armeniaca (apricot), 813 nucleotides long. Lineage: Eukaryota; Viridiplantae; Streptophyta; Magnoliopsida; Rosales; Rosaceae. The record is from the annotation of a GenBank genome assembly.
AUGGCAUGCAGGAAUGUUGUGAGAAUUCUUCCUCCAGAUAUAGAAUAUCCCUACGACGAAUGGGAGUUGGAGAUCUUCUGUUCCGAAACAGGCGAAUGGAGAGAAGGAUCUGUAGAAUUCCCAGACGAAAAAGGUUAUUAUUAUGAAUUUAAACCUUUUAGCUUUGCUUACAAUGGAAAGUUGUAUUGGUUGGAUUCGGAUUCGGAUUUUGAUUCGGAUCAAAAUGAUCACCUUAUAGUAAUUGGGCUCGAUCCGUUUAGUGAUGUUAAUGGUAAGUGUAGUUUCAUUGAACUUGAUGAGCCUUUAUGCUACCUUCAGUAUCAGUACUUUGGUGCUUAUGGAGGUUGCAUGCGGCUGUGUGGCAUGGAUGAGACAAGUCUGGUUAUUUUGGAUUUGAAAGAAGAAGAAGAUGGCAAAUUGUGUUUGAGUAAACUCAUGGAUUAUCCGCUGGACCAGAAUAUGUAUCCGGAUAAGGAAUUGUGUGUUGGGCUGCUACCUUUCCAUCCAACCAAUAAGGAAGUUGAAGAUGAGGAUGAGGAUGUUUUCUAUAUAUUUGUGGAUGGAGAUGUUGUCAUGUACAACAUUCGUACAGGAAAGUGGUCGAAAAAGAUGGUUGAAAAGAAAAGAGGCUGCAAAAAUAUUCCCACCACCCCUUCCCAAUUGUGCUGCCAUGGUGGCCGACACCAGUUCCUACACUACCACAACAUGAUCAGCAGAGCAGCAGCAGCAGCGACUCCAUGGCGGAGGAAACUAGCAGCAGCGACUCCAUGGAUGAGUAAACUGUAUUUAUAUUUUCUAGCCGUGGACUUGUGA